Molecule: messenger RNA, 2245 nt
Organism: Cornus florida
Lineage: Eukaryota; Viridiplantae; Streptophyta; Magnoliopsida; Cornales; Cornaceae
Product: probable methyltransferase PMT15
Exons: 6
Coding region: 75-1988 (637 amino acids)
Cellular component (GO): cytoplasm; trans-Golgi network; endosome
Molecular function (GO): methyltransferase activity
Source: RefSeq, a predicted model, not a curated record
CCCCACCCCCCACCCCCCCCUCUCUCUCUCUAACAUUUUCUCGCUCUAGAAACCUCACUUCAAGAUUGCUAUCAAUGGCGAUUCGAACUAAGAUACCGUAUUACCUCGCCACCAGAGUCAAUAAAUCCAAUAUCUUUUACCUCCUCUUGACCGCCAUCUUAUUUUUCGUUGCCUACUUCAUCGGUAUUUGGCAACACGGCGGCGUAACCGGCGGCCCAGCCGCCGAUGCCGACGUCGUCCCAAGAAUACCGUGCAAACCAUCAAGAAACACCACCGCCUACAAUCCCAAUCCCCUCGAUUUCACGGCCCACCACACGGCGGAAGAUACUCACCCAAUCUCACCGGUGGCGCGUGUGAAACACCUUCCGCCGUGUGACCCGAAUUUCAGUGACUACACGCCGUGCGAGGACGCCAAGCGGUCGUUGAAGUUUGAUCGAGGGAGAUUAAUAUAUAGAGAGAGACACUGUCCUGAAGUUGGCGAAUUAUUGAAGUGUAGAAUUCCGGCGCCGUUCGGGUACAGGACGCCGGUACGGUGGCCGGAGAGUCGUGACUCGGUGUGGUACGCGAACGUGCCACAUAAGCAUUUGACAGUGGAGAAAGCGGGUCAGAACUGGGUCCGGUUCGAGGGGGACCGGUUCAGGUUUCCGGGUGGUGGGACCAUGUUUCCUCGUGGUGCUGAUGCGUACAUUAAUGAUAUCGGAAAGUUGAUCAAUCUCCGAGAUGGCUCUAUUCGGACCGCCAUUGAUACUGGUUGUGGGGUUGCUAGUUGGGGAGCUUAUCUUACAUCUAGGAACAUCUUAACAGUGUCAUUUGCACCGAGAGACACUCAUGUAGCUCAAGUGCAAUUUGCUCUCGAGCGAGGAGUUCCUGCGUUGAUUGGUGUGCUAGCUUCCAUUAGACUACCUUACCCUUCCAGAGCAUUUGACAUGGCUCAUUGCUCUCGCUGCCUCAUUCCUUGGGGCCAAUACGAUGGGCUUUACUUGAUUGAAGUUGAUCGGAUUUUACGUCCUGGUGGGUACUGGAUCCUUUCGGGGCCACCUAUAAACUGGGAGAGACACUGGAAAGGCUGGGAUAGGACUGCUGAAGAUUUGAAAGCCGAACAAUAUGUAAUUGAGAGCGUAGCGAAAAGCCUAUGCUGGAAGAAAUUGAAACAAAAGGAUGAUCUUGCUAUUUGGCAGAAACCCAGUAAUCAUAUACAUUGUAAAAUUAAUCGGAAGGUUUUCAAGAAUCCGCGGUUCUGCAAGGCACGCGAUCCAGACAAGGCAUGGUAUACGAAGAUGGAAGCCUGUUUAACUCCUCUGCCUGAAGUGUCCGACAUUAAGGAAACUGCUGGAGGACAGCUAACAAAGUGGCCGGAGAGACUGACUGCAGUUCCUCCGAGGGUAAUUAGCGGAAGCUUAACUGGAAUUACAGCAGAGAUUUUCAAAAAAGAUACAGAAAUUUGGAAAAAGAGAUUAUCGCAUUAUAAGUCUAUAGACUACCAGCUAGCAGAGCGAGGAAGGUACCGCAACUUGCUUGAUAUGAAUUCUUACUUGGGAGGGUUUGCAGCUGCACUUGUCGAUGAUCCAGUGUGGGUUAUGAACGUUGUGCCUGUUGAGGCGAAGAUCGACACUCUUGGAGUCAUCUACGAGCGUGGACUUAUUGGUACUUAUCAAAACUGGUGCGAGGCCAUGUCUACUUAUCCAAGAACUUACGACUUCAUUCAUGCCGAUUCUGUUUUUACCCUCUACAAAGACAGAUGUGAAAUUGAAGAUAUUUUGUUAGAAAUGGAUAGAAUAUUACGACCACAAGGUAGUGUGAUUAUCCGAGAUGAUGUUGAUAUUCUGGUGAGCGUGAAGAGCAUCGUAGACGGACUUCAAUGGGAAAGCAGAAUGGUGGAGAAUGAAGGUAGCCCUCAUGCCAGAGAGAAGCUUCUAAUUGCAGUUAAGCAGUAUUGGACUGCCUCUGCUACUGACCAAAAUUCAAAAGGGUCCAGAACAGCUUCCUAGUACUGCAUGUUUUGUUUUGCCUCUCUUUUAUAGUUGAUGGUUAUUCAAAAUUUUCAAAUUUUUUUGUUAAUAAUUCUUUGGAAGAAAAUAAUCUUUUAUGCCCUCCUUUUUUUGGAUAGCAGAGUCUGAUAGGCACACCUAAUAAAGAUGUAACUUUUUUUUUUUUUCUUUCUUUUUUUUUUUUUUUUUUAAUACCAAAUAGAGAUAUUUGACUGUAAGCUUUCAUAAUUACAUCUCACUAAGAACAAGUUUUGAUA